Trichoderma atroviride IMI 206040 is the source of this 1389-nucleotide messenger RNA. Lineage: Eukaryota; Fungi; Ascomycota; Sordariomycetes; Hypocreales; Hypocreaceae. The record is from RefSeq and is a predicted model, not a curated record.
ACAGGCGCAGGGAGCAGUAAUUCCGACACGAUGCCGUUGAUGCCGCCUCGCGCAGCCAUGGUGGGCACAAACUCGGCAGCCGGAGACGACGCCCACAACGGAAGCCCGACGAUGCUGGAUCGGAAACGCAAAGACAAGGCUCGCGACAUAUCCAAUAGCUCUUCCGGCACGGCCAGAGGGUCAAGUCCCCACGGCCAGCAGCAGCAGCAGCAGCAGCAAUCAGAUUCAGCCUCAGCAAGCCUUCUCCGCGAAAAGGACGAGCGCAUCACCUACCUCGAGAACGAAAUGGGCAUCAUGGAAAGAGAGUUCCACCAAGAACUAGACCGACUAAGCCAGACAGAGAGCGAAACCGCAACCUUUUGGCAGGGCAAACAUUCCGCGCUGAACCAGCAGUAUCUACGCACAGAUACCGAGCUGAGGCUGCUGCGGGCCGAAGUCGACGUCCGCGAGGCAGAGCGGGAAGAACUACGGCAAGGAGUCGAAGUCCUGCGGCGGGAGCUGCAGGAAAAGGACGACGAGAUCAGAAGACUCCGGGGCCAGGUCAGAGGGCUAAAGGAGUUUGUCAGCACGAGCACGAGAACGGACGACCAGACGAGCGAUGAGGUCUUUGGCGACGGCAUGACCAAGCUGGGCAACGGCUUGCAGAAUUGGGUCAUUACCAAUUUUCGAAAAGCAAAACUAGACCUAUCCCAGGCCAGCGACUCUACGCUCGCAGAACUCGGCCACCUCGUGCCCAUGUACGACGAGCUAAUCCACACGUCCAAAGUCCACCUCUUGCAGUCCAUCGUCUCGAGCAUCCUCGUCGAAAUGGUCUUCAACGCCUACUACGUGGGUCUCUCAGAAGAAGAUACACGGCACUUUCAACAGAUGGAGCAAUUACUCACCUUUCUAUGCUCCUCAACCGACCCCGUCAACCAAUGGCGCUCAUCCGCCCUGGCCCUCCUCCGCCGCGAGGCACACCACCUCCACGACAACACAGACACCUUUGCCGAGGCCGUCAUAUCCCGAAUCACCCAGCUCCUCGACAGCAUCAUCACAUCCUCUCCGCCUUCAGCCUCGGCCUCUACUUCAAAUUCAUCUUCCACCGCCCGAGACUCUGCUCUCCGGGUCCUAGUCAAAAACUCCAUCGAGCUAGCCCGCCUGCUCGUCGUGCAAAAGGCCCGGCUGCGGGUCUACAUGCCCUCCAUCUUACCCCAUCAGCAAGUCCUUUUCGAGCCAGACACCAUGGAAGACAUUGGCGGGGAGGAAGACGAGGAGAACCUGGCUAGCCGGGAAAUUAACUGCGUCGUUUUCCCCGGCGUCAUCAAGCACGGGGACGAAAACGGGGGCCACAUGCAGUACCGCAACGUCAUUGUCAAGGCGAGGGUAUUGUGUAGUCCGGAAGAAUAG